Cryptotermes secundus is the source of this 5969-nucleotide messenger RNA. RefSeq names its product terminal uridylyltransferase 7. The coding region runs from base 380 to 4012 and encodes 1210 amino acids. NCBI's taxonomy places the organism in Eukaryota, Metazoa, Arthropoda, Insecta, Blattodea, Kalotermitidae. The transcript is spliced from 17 exons. The record is from RefSeq and is a predicted model, not a curated record. Gene Ontology annotation, molecular function: RNA uridylyltransferase activity; nucleic acid binding; zinc ion binding.
UGGCAGGUUAAUGAAUUUUGUUUUGUUUUCGUGGGACGGCACAGUACCUGAAUAAUGGUUUUUUAUUAACGCACAAUGUGAAAUAUGCAUCGUUACAUUUCAUAAAUUUGUUUGGUUUUGUAUCCUGUGGUUGUACGAAUUAAUUUGGAGUUCGGGAGAAGGGUAAAGUGUGUCUGUGUUGUUUAGCUCUCUUCCGAAGUGACGGAAUCAAUCUUAUUUCUCAUGCUGUUGACAGAAAGUGAACAGUAAAGAGAAGAGUGAAAGAAACUGAAGGGAGUACCCAAGAAAGUACUAAUAUAUCUUUAUCGACCCAGGGUUUAAUAUCGACCAGGCCUCGAAGCCCGACCCGCAUUUUGGAAAUCAGACUACUGCCGUGAAAAUGGCUGAGAAACCAUAUAAUAAUACCCAGCCUAACCUGAGGCAAGAGAAAUCAGCACGGAAAGAGAAACCAGUAAAUGCUCAGAAUAUCAGAAGAGAUGAGAGCUUGGCAUCUGUACAGGGGAACAUAGUAAAUAAUGAAAAGGGGAAACAUAAGAAGAAGAAGAAGAAUAGGAAGAAGAAAACGCCCGGAGUAAAUGCUGCAGUUGGUGAUGGUAGUUCUGGAGCAGUCAUUCCACAGGAAGAUGUUGAGGCCAGGUCACCAGAUAACAAUGCACCAACACCAGCAGCUGUAAUUUUGGAUCCACAGCAUAAAUAUGUGCUUGAGCAGAACUACAUAGUCCUUCUGGACAAAAAAUCUGCUAAAAAUCCCAAAGCCCUGUUCCUGUGCAAGCUAUGCAAGUAUCUCUGUGACAGCGUGACCGUGGUAGAAAAGCACAUCUUAGAGAAACGUCACCAGAGAGCAGUGGAGGAGGAAGCUGAGAGGGUUACUAUAUUAAAUUUGCCUCCCGCAACUCCAGAACAGUUGAAAUAUCUUGACAACCUUCUGAGGGAAGAAGUUAAACUGCAUGGACUAAGUGACACUGACAUUCUUGCCCGACAGAAUAUUGCAGCUGUUCUUGGAAACACUAUAGAGAAAAUAAUGCCCGGCUUCACAGUAAGGUUGUAUGGCUCCUCGCUUUCAGGAUUUGGUCUAAAGCAAUCUGAUGUGAAUUUGGAUUUAUCUGUACCAGAGGAAAAGAGUCCUGCUCAAGGACUGGCAGCUGCAAGUGAUUUGAUUGCGAGCAUAGAAGCUUACAGUAAAGUAGAACGUGACUUUACUGCAGAAAUUCCAGCAGUCAGGUUCAUUGACAAUGGUACAAACCUGCCAUGUGUAUUGACUGUGCAACAUAAUCAUUCUCACAAGAUUGCUCUUCUCCUCUCGCAAUAUGCAACAGUUGAUGAGCGUGUUCGAACCCUCGGAAUAGCUUUCCGCUUUUGGGGCCAGCAUUGCAAACUUGAUAAUGCUGAAGCUGGCACAUGGCCACCACAUGCUUUCUCACUCUUGGUGGUGUACUUCCUUCAGCAAGUUAGAAGCCCAGUUGUUCCAGUAUUACAUGAAUUACAAACUACAGCAGGAAGUGAUUUAAAUCCAGAUAUCUAUUUAGAUUCCAAAGAUCUUGAAGGAGUGUGGAAAUCUGAGAAUACAAUGUCGUUGGGUGAGCUGUGGUUGGAACUUUUCCGAUUUUAUGCAUUGGACUUUGAUGCCUCGAGAAGGGUUGUCUGCAUAGAGCAGUCAGCCCCUUUUUUACGACACAACAAUGAAAAUAGAUGGGCUGGAAGGAAAAUUGCAGUAAAAGAUCCUUUCCUGCCAAAACGAAAUGUGACACGAAGCAUGGCCACUCAGGCAUGCUUUGAAUACUGCAUAAAAUGUUUCCGAAACACAUACAAGUAUUUUGGAAUUCUCCGUACAAAAUCCGGGCCUGUUUUUGAUAGCAUAUCAUUGGACGUACCAGACACAAUGCCGUGUGCAGAAGGUUCUGCUGCAGAGAAGAUUAUCAAGAAUGCAACUAAUAAUCAUCGCAAUUUUACCAAAGAUAACCCUGCUAUCAUAACUGUAUCUGAGGUAGAAGCAGAACUCCGAAGAACCUCGUUGGGAGACAGUAAAAUGGGUGCAAACCUUGUUUCAGUUUCACUCCCGAAAGCACUAGAAACGUACUCUUGUUUCGGCAACACUCCACUGCAUUAUGAGUUUCAUGGUGAGAACUUCAUUGGGAAUCAGGAAUUUCCAGAAAUUUGCAGUUUUUGCCAGAAGGAAGGUCAUAGUAAGGACCAGUGCAAAGAAGAGCAACUGGCUGACUUUGACACAACUUUGCCACCAAUGGAAGGGUGCUAUAAGGAAGUACUCGAUAAGUUGUGUGCACAUAUUCUAGCAAAGUGGUCAAUAACACCAGAGGAAGUGGAGAAACGGGAGAGAAUUGUCUUGGAUAUGCAGGAAUAUAUUGUGCAGUGUUAUCCAACUGCAAAAUUGGAACUGUUUGGUUCUUCAUGCAAUGGGUUUGGACUACUGAAAUCUGACAUCGAUAUUUGUCUGACAUUCACAGACAGUGAAACUGGCAAGGAACAUAAUUUUGUGAGAAUAAUAGAAGGCUUGCAAAAUAUGCUAAAGAAGCUUGGGGUGAUGAGUAACUUGGUUCCUGUCACAACAGCCAAGGUCCCAAUCUUGAAGUUUUUCCAUAAAGUUUCUGAGCUGGAAGGGGAUAUAAGCAUUUAUAACACUCUUGGGCAGCAGAACACAAAGUUACUGAGAACAUAUGCAGAGAUUGAUCCUCGUGCAAAGAUGCUUGGAUACAUGCUCAAACGAUUUGCAAAAGUAUGUGACAUGUGUGAUGCAUCACGUGGUAGCCUUUCUUCAUAUGCCUACAUCUUAAUGGUGAUAUAUUUUCUUCAGCAGUGCAGCCCUCCUGUGUUGCCAGUGUUGCAAGAGCUGUCAGAAACCCAACCAAAACCUCGGAGAUUUGUGGAAGGCUGUGACACAUACUUCUAUGAAGACUUGGGCAAAGUAGAGAAACUGUGGCCUGACUAUGGCAAGAAUAUGAGCUCGGUGGGUGAGCUCUGGAUUCAGUUAUUAGGCUUCUACAGUGCAGAGUUUGAUUUUGGAAAGUAUGUUAUUUCAAUACGACAGAGGGAACGGCUGCUGCGCUUUGAAAAACUAUGGACGUCCAAAUGUAUGGCCAUUGAAGAUCCAUUUGACCUGACCCACAACCUAGGAGUAGGACUUUCAAGAAACAUGCACAUCUACAUCAUAAAAUCAUUCAGGAAAGGAUAUAUGUGCUUUGGAAUACCUCCACCAGACACUUCUAUGUUAACAGAAAGCGCUGAGGAAUACUUCUUCAAGUCUGAGAAGCUGGCAAGUGGUAACCCACCAAAUGAUAGAGGCUGUCGUAUAUGUAAGAAAAUUGGCCAUAUUCAGAAAGAGUGUCCACAAAGAAAACAAGGUCGACGUAGGAAAUCUGAACAUAAUGAUGGUGCUGGUAGGGGAAGAGCUGCGGGUGGAAGAAUACGGCCCGAGUCAUCAACAGUACCCAGUCUGAAUGUGAUGAGGAAUCCUACAAAUACUGCUCUCGGAGUCUACAAUCCUCCCUUUGGCCUACACCAGAGUCCCAUGCAUGGUGUUCAGUUUGGCCGAGGGAGGUUUUCCAAUCCAGGGGGUUUGCCACCGUACAGAGGAGGCUGCAGUCCUGCAUAUGGCAAUUUUAAGUUUCAGGAUAGGUCAGGCAUGAGGUAUGGUAUGCCGCAUGCUUCUCCUCCACCUUUCAAAACGCGUGCCUCACCAAUGGACAUGAACAGGAAAAGGGGUGCAUCAGGUCUUCCCCCCCCAUUUGGAAAUAUUCAAGGAAGUAUGGUACCAGUAUUUGGCAGUGAGCAGGUGAAUAUGACUGGUAGGCAACAUCCUGUAGGUACAUACACAGAAAUGAGACCUGAACAGCGUUUACAGGAAUGUUACGAGGUUGCACAUCGUUUGCGAUUGACUCAAAACAAAAAGUUGAAUAACAAUUUAAACCAUUUGAGGCCCAAAGGGGAGGUUCAUUGUGUGUCGAACAUACCCAGUAAUGUUGUUGUAAUGGAUGUGUUUCCUCCUGGUCUAAGGUAAUUGUGCUUCAGUAUAAUGAAUAACAUAUUCAGCAUAAACUGAAAUGAGUCACCUCUCAUGACAGUUUAACUUUGCUGCUGGAGCUACGAAAACCAAGGCAUGCUACUCGCUCAUCAGAAUGAAAAUUUCAUGAGGAUUUUAAUUCAGCACUCCCAUGCUACCUGAAACAUGCAGAGUGACAGCACCUGAAGCAGAUGUGUGAUUUUUAAUUAAAAUAUGAUAGAUUGUUUUUUUAUCGAGUGAUGUUCAUCAGUGACUAAAUUAGCUCCACUGCUUUUUGUCAUGAACGUAUUGUCCUAAAACCCUUUUACCGUUUCCACCCCACAUGCCGAUAUAGCAUUUCAUUUUUAAAUUGUAAUAGAUUUAAGAGCCCAUAUGGCUUUCUUGUUUUUUAUUCAUAUAGGUAAAGUUGUCCCUGUAGUCAGUUAAUCAACCAUCAUGCCAUGAAGACGUGUGGAAGAGUGGAGGUAUAACUCCACCAUUCUUAAACUCGGCACUAGAUGGAGAUGGGUGGUUAGCAUGGUGCCCCAGCCACUUUGACCCCGGGGAAAGAGACACCAGUAUCAACUGGAUAAGAGGCUGAGUGGGCCCCAGAGCCAGUCUGGAUGCUCUGGAAAGGACCAGAUUUCGUGCACCUGACAGGAGUGGAACCCCCAGCUGUCCAGCCUGUAUCCCAUUGCUGUGCUAACUGAGCUGUCCUGGCUACUUAUUAUUCAUAUUGUAGCGUGUUGGAUACGUCACGCUACAAAUAACUUUACGCCAUAUUAAAUAUAGUGAAUCUUUAUUGCAGUUCACUUGCACACUUUACAACUAUUAUGACUUGCAGCUUUACAAGUACUGGUUACACAAUCCCUUGGCGUCUAGGUUCCAACCUUCUUCAUCCAAGACUGACUGUUCGAAUGCGUUCAACCCCGUUUUAUAACCUCGGCCGCUGCCAUGCAAAUGAACCCUCUGUUAUAACCGUGGAAACGCUGCUUUGUUGAUUCUGCGAUUCCUACGCAACAGCCAACUGUUGGGGCUGUAAUACCGCUAUUGUUACUUCCUAUGCAACGGUCUGUUCUAGCGUUUCCAUAGAAGUGACUCCUCUGGAUUCCAAACACGUUACAAUAUAAUCUACAUAAUCACAUUUGUAAAACAUUGAUUUUUGGAGCGCCUACUAUCCUACCGUUUGUAACCACUUACACUUUUUUGAUCAGUUCUUUUACUCAUUACUUCACAGCAGCAACACUGAUCACAGUACUCUGCUUACUCACGUUUACAUGGCUCACAUGUAUGCUGCUUAACUUUCUGUACGUGCAGAAUCCCUAGUGAAGGCAACCUCAGUCUUAUGCAUCGACAGAUCAGUUUCCUGAAUCUUGCAGAUAGGAUGAGAGGCCCGUGCAGGCCAGGCAGUGCACUCCCACAGCACUCAGUUCUGCUAACAAUACGUCUCUGGAUUGACGUUUUACUUUAGUGAAUAAUCACACUCGAGGCAUGGUGUGUAUGUUUUGAAUCUCCUGGAACCAUUGUAUCUCAGCAGUUGAAGCACUGCAUAUUCAUGUGGUGGUCCUGGGAUCCAUGUCACAGUUUGUAUAACACAUUUUUCACUCUUGCAUAAAUUGCGUACAUCUAAAAUAAUACUGUAUUUUAAUAUUAUUUUAAGAACUUUUAUAAUUUUAGUUCUUAAAUGUAUUUUUAUUUCUUUAUAUGGAUUCAAUGAACUUAAGCUUAAGGUAUCGGAUGACUCUUUUUAAUAAAUUUUACAUGACUUGUCUUUUUUAAAUUAUGGAGGGUAGAAGUUGGUAGCAUUUUUUACAUUGUUAUAUUUUUCAUGGUUACAAAUCAAACACUGUAGUGGAAACCCAUUUUGUUUCACACAUGUAUCAUUGUUACAUAUUGGAAAUGUCUUUGUGCUCAGGUAUGUUUAUGUAGGAGACGUACUUUUAGUGCAUAAUAAAGAGUACAAUACUACACCACU